ACAAGGCGGUAUUAAGCCCCGCCAUCUUUAUCUUGGCAACGUAAGUGAAAUAACAUACUCUUUUUCUUCGCGUGGAUUGACUCAGUGGUUUUAACACACAACUAAAAAGAAGACAUUGCGUGUAUAUAAGUACAACUGUCAUUUCGGUCCGUGUGCGACGGCAAUAUCUGUUUGGAGCAGCGAAAGCAGCUUGAGUCGAUUUUAACAUCGCCGCAGGGUGGCAGCACUUUGACGGUAGUGGAUGCUUCGCUGUAGUAAAACCUCCAACGAAGAAGAAAACUGCUGACGUUCGAAAACAUUGAGCUUGUUUUCCGCCGCAUGAACUGUGAGAAUGUUGAAAGAGUUCAUAAGAGAGAGGCUGAUGUCUGCAGCUGAUGAAAUAUUCAGGCUGUUCGAAGGAACGAUUGCGUCGUACGAGGAGGAACUUUCUCGAACGAGAGAGGCGAACGAGCGACAUCGACAACAACGGGAAGCUGUUUGCAGUACACAAGUUGCGACCCAUGUUGAAGAAUUCAAUGAGCUGAUUGGUUGUCAAGAAGAAUGUCCACCUGAGCUGCUGGAGGCUUUACAGCCUCCCAACAUUAAAAAAGAGGAUGAACUCUGUAUCGCCCAGGAGGAAGAGCGUCUCCUUGAGUCGGAGGAGGCUUUUGUCACUAAGUUGCCACUGACUGCUGUCUCUGUGAAGUCUGAAGACCAAGAAAACAAACCACAGACCCACAACUUCUUAGCUCCACUAUCAGACAGUGACGACACAAUGUUACACUUUCCUGACAGUGAAGACAGGUGCGACACCCAGGAACUUUUGAGCAGCGAUCCAGACUAUGAAGCCGAUAUGAGGACUCACAUGGACAGCAAACAACCUGAACUCUUAAAACAAAAGACAGGUAAAGAAUGUCUGACCUGUUCUGUUUGUGGUAAAAGAUUUAGCUCUGAGAGUUAUUUUACUCGACACAUGCGGACACACACGGGAGAAAAGCCUUUUAGUUGCUUGGUUUGUAGUAGACAGUUCUCUCAUAAGGCAAAUAUGUUAUCACACAUGAGAACACACACAGGAGAAAAACCCUUUGUUUGCUCCGUUUGUCCUAAAACCUUUUGUAAAAAGCCUCAAUUGGCUCAACACAUGCUGACACACACAGGAGAAAAGCCUUUUUGCUGUUCAGUUUGCAGUGAAAGAUUCUCUCAAAAAUCAAACAUGGUAUCACACAUGAGGAUACACACUGGAGAAAAACCCUUUAGUUGCUCAUACUGCAGUAAAAGAUUCUCUCACAAGGCAAAUAUGCUUUCACACAUGCGAACACACACAGGGGAAAAACCUUUUAGCUGUUUAAUUUGUGGUGAGCAUUACACUCAAAAGUCAAAUAUGGUAACACACAUGAGAACACACACAGGAGAAAAACCCUUUAGUUGUCCAGUUUGUGGUAAAAGAUUCUCUGGGAAAACUAACAUGGUAACACACAUGAGAACACACACAGGAGAAAAACCUCCAAAUUGUUCAGUUUGUGGUGUAAGAUUCUCUGAAAUAACGGACAUGGAAUCACAUAUGAGAACACACAUUGGAGAAAAACCUUUUGGUUGUCCUAUUUGUGGUAAAAAAUUCUCUGUUAAUGCAACUUUGCUGUCACACAUGAGAAUACACAGAAACGUAGGGAUGUGUACUGAAUUCAGUACUUUUACAGGUGCUGACCAAAUUCAAUUCAUGUAAAAUCAGAUGGUACAAUAUGUCUAGUUGUAGACAAACAAUGACAUUCAUAGCGGACUGUCUCUAGAUAAUGUCAUUUUCCAUGCCAACAAAGCAAGCAUGCCUGAUAGCAAGCACUCAAUAGUAAGGUUCCACUCUUAAAAAGACAUGAGUCGAUGCUAAUUUACAUUGGAUGUGCCGUAUACAUGCUGCUGGUUAGCAUUAGUGAUUUUACAUGGCAAUUUCAACACCUCCAAAUCUGGUAAUGGAAAGUACAACUAAUACGUAUGUUACAAUUAAACAGCUGGUUUGUGAUAAGUACAAUAUCUACAGUAUGAUCACUUUGUUGGACUCAACAAAAGACAAGACUGACACAUUUAACUUAAUGACAAAGACUACUUUCAGACUAUGGCAUCACACUGAGGUCAGACUGAAAUGAAUGCGCACUUGCAAAAGAUACACAGACAUGUAAAAACUGGACAACACAAUAAUCAUCAGCUCACCGUUGGUUAUUAAAUUUAAAAAAAACAUUUUAUUAUGAAACAAAUUGAGAUUUAUCAGCACAUGAACACACAUCGAACAUUGGCACAAUAGAGAACCGGUAUCAAUUCCAAUGUAACAGGAGUUGGUACUGUAUCAGUUCAAAUGUAAAAGGUACUCAUCACAAAAAUUAUUUUUUAGUUGCUUUUAGUGCUUAAAGCUCACAAAGGCUCAUUAUGUCUUCAUGUUAAAUAUACUUUGCAGUUUCUUCCAGUCAGAUCAGAUUUUGAUACGAUAGUUGGACUAUUUUACUUUGACAUUUUUCAACUCUCUUCCUCAGAGGAGUUACUGUUUCCGUCAGGUGUCCGAUAGUUUAUUGCUGCAGCAAUGAUGCUACUUUUUUAAGUCUCUUACAAAAAACUUUACUGCGGGAGCAUGUAUAUCAACAAUGUAGCAGAGACAGAAAGCACAAUGUAAGCUAAAGCAACAAAACCCGAAAAUUGGUGCCCAUUAAAGGAACUUUUUUUGUUUGGAUUAAAAAACCGACCAAACAAACGGUUAUCUACAAUCCGGGCCACUCAAGUGGAAAAGUUGGACCCCUAGGUCAAAAAGGUUUUAAUAUUUAUUUUGUCUUUUUGUCUCUCAUAAUGAUUGUGAACGAUAGGCAAAAUUCUGAAAUAAUAAGUGCAGUUCCCCUUUAAAAACCCUUAUCUAGUAUUAUUACUAGAUUUUAGUAUUAUUAUAUUAUUAUACUAGAUUAUUAUUAUUGUCUAUUGUGAGCGAACUGUGGUGCUGAAUUUCCCCCAGGGAUCAAUAAAGUAUUUUCUAUUCUAUUCUGUCUAUUCUAGUAUAAACUGUCUAAAACCAAAAAUUCAUGUUUUUUGGUAUUUAAUUGUCUUGUCCUUUUUGUAUAUGAAAUGUGUGUUUUAGGAAUAAAAUAUGAGAAAAUAUUUGAGAAUCAA
Molecule: messenger RNA, 3120 nt
Organism: Nerophis lumbriciformis (worm pipefish)
Lineage: Eukaryota; Metazoa; Chordata; Actinopteri; Syngnathiformes; Syngnathidae
Source: RefSeq, a predicted model, not a curated record